Messenger RNA from Cynara cardunculus var. scolymus (artichoke), 1763 nucleotides. RefSeq lists its product as uncharacterized. NCBI's taxonomy places the organism in Eukaryota, Viridiplantae, Streptophyta, Magnoliopsida, Asterales, Asteraceae. The record is from RefSeq and is a predicted model, not a curated record. The transcript has 7 exons. Bases 227 to 1657 code for a protein of 476 amino acids. Gene Ontology annotation, cellular component: chloroplast envelope.
GCAGCCAAUGGGACGCAGAUGGUUUUGGAUAGUUUUGAGUCGACUAUUAUGAACCGACGUCAUUUAGGUGAAGAACACCGUGGAGUACUUAACGGCCAUAUAAUCUAAAUCUCCGACAGUGGACGGAGAAACAGACCGGUGGUUGUUUACACUCCGAAUUCUACUCGGACUCUUGAUUUUGGUUGCUGAUGCACAAUCAUUUUGAAAAAAAUAGAUUCAAUUCUCGAUGAUUAUGAGCAUGGCUGUAGUAUAUAACCACUUCGUGUUCCCUGGCCGACCGGCGCUUCUGAAGUUCCCAGUGGUCGAACUGAAACCAUCGCCGUCGCAGUGCGAACGUGAGAGACAAGGACGUUUAUAUAUCAAAACUGCCGCAUCUUCUUCAUUCGCUGGCUCCGGCGCUGAAUAUUCCGAAUCGUUGUCCAAAGACCAGAAGAAGAAAGGGAGGAGAAUAGUUGGCAUAGACCAGGAUGAACUAGUGGAUCCUAAACUUUUGGCUGACCCAGACAGUUGCUUCUGUGAGUUUCAAGGGUUGCAACUACACCACAAGAUAUUUGAUCCAGAAUCCGAAGCACAAGACCUUUUACAUGAUGAAGCCGCCUCUGGUUUAUCUUACCAAAAGGAAAAACUUAGGUUCCCGCUGAUCUUAUUACAUGGCUUUGGAGCCUCUUUGUUCUCUUGGAAUGCAGUUGUGAAGCGUUUGGCAAAGGUUGCUGGUUCGAAAGUUUUAUCAUUUGAUAGACCGGCCUUUGGGUUGACAUCAAGGGUAGAUAAUCCUUUCAAACAUGCUCCGUCUGGUGGUAGCCAGGAUAGAAAACCACUUAACCCGUAUUCUAUGGCAUUCUCUGUACUGGUAACUUUGUACUUUAUCGACUUCUUGGCUGCUGAAAAAGCGAUACUGAUCGGGCAUUCGGCUGGUUGCCUUGUAGCAACUCAAACAUAUUUUGAAGCACCUGAACGUGUUGCUGCCAUGAUUCUUGUCGCCCCUGCAAUCAUAGCUCCAUUGACUUCCCCCAAGAAAGUCAAAGCUAAUGACCAACAAGGCAGUUCAAGUUCAGAUAAUCGCAAAAAUCCAGUUUUCAAUCUGUUGAGUAUCGUGUCGAAAUUCUCCAGAUUCAUAGCUCAAACUGUGAUGCAUUUGGUUAGAGGAAUGGUCAAUAUGCUUGAUUCCCUGUACAAGAAAGCUUUAUCUGCCUUCCUUCGCUCCUCUAUUGCAGUAAUGCUGGUAAGGAUGGUUAUAGAUAAAUUUGGGAUAACUGCCAUUAAAAAUGCUUGGUAUGAUGCAAGCCUAGUUACCGACAGCAUUCUUGAGGGUUAUACCAGACCAUUGCGAACAAAGGGUUGGGACAGGGCUCUUGUGGAGUUCACGGCAGAGAUGCUUGCUAGCUCGGUUCCUGAACCAAAUCCGGCAUGGCCAGAAAGAUUGAAAGAAAUCUCAUGUCCAGUUCUAAUCGUGACGGGUGAUAGUGACCGUCUCGUACCAUCUUGGAACUCCGAGAGGCUUUCUCAUGCCAUCCCCGGAUCUCGCCUUGAAGUAGUAAAGAAGUGCGGUCAUUUGCCUCAUGAAGAAAGGCCACAGGAGUUCGUCACAAUUGUUGAUAACUUCUUGACAACCGUCUUCCAACGGGUAGAAUCACAACCACUGCAACCAGCAAUGUAAAAGGAUUCAUCGACCAUCUUACUUUACACGAGGCCAGGAACUAGGAUCAAUUGAUCUUACCAAACCAUCAAAUUCAGACAUGAAGGCCAAUCUUCCAUGACACCUA